CCUUGUGCAACGACAAAAGCAUUCCGGGACCCGCAGUAUUAAACCUCCCGAGGCCUGACCCAUCUCUUUUAUUCUUCUGAAAGUAUUUCGCCCAUUCUUGCAAGAAGGAAAGGAGAAAUUAGAACAUCCAGUUUUAUAUUGAAAUAUAAGAGAAAAUGAGUACAAAGGGAAGAACAGCCAUAGAGGUUGGAGCUGAUGGAGUGGCAGUCAUCACCAUUAUCAACCCUCCUGUCAAUUCACUCUCCAUUGAUGUACUUCAUAGCUUGAAGGAGAGUUAUGAACAAGCGUUAAGAAGGGAUGAUGUGAAGGCAGUUGUUGUGACAGGUGCAAAUGGAAAGUUUUCUGGUGGUUUUGAUAUCACUGCCUUUAGUGGAUUACAAGGAGGAAAGGUUGAACCACCAAAACCUGGUUUCGUGUCAGUUGAGAUUCUCACUGACAUAGUAGAAGCUUCCAGAAAACCAUCAGUAGCAGCCAUUGAUGGUCUUGCUUUAGGUGGAGGACUCGAAGUUGCAAUGGGUUGCCAUGCACGUAUUUCUACUCCAAAUGCACAGUUAGGCUUACCGGAACUUCAGCUUGGUAUAAUCCCUGGGUUUGGAGGGACACAGCGGCUUCCGCGCCUUGUGGGUCUUGCUAAGGGCCUAGAGAUGAUGCUUACAUCAAAGCCCGUUAAGGGACAGGAAGCCCUGAAUUUGGGUCUUGUGGAUGCCAUUGUUUCCCCAAAUGAAUUACUGGAAACUGCACGUCGAUGGGCCCUUGAUAUCUUGGAGCGGCGCAGACCUUGGGUUUCUAGUCUCUAUAGGACAGACAAAAUUGAACCACUUGGUGAUGCCAAAGAAAUACUAAAGUUUGCUCGAGCUCAGACCCGUAAGCAAGCUCCAAACCUUAACCAUCCAUUAGUCUGCAUCGAUGUUGUUGAAGAAGGUAUAGUUCGUGGUCCGCGUGCUGGCCUUUGGAAGGAAGCAGAAGCAUUUCAAGACCUUCUAUAUUCUGACACGUGCAAGGCCUUGGUACACAUUUUCUUUGCCCUCCGCGGAACCACAAAGGUUCCAGGUUUAACUGAUCUAGGAUUGGCACCAAGAAGAAUUAAGAAGGUUGGAAUUCUGGGAGGGGGUUUAAUGGGCUCUGGAAUUGCAACUGCUUUUAUACUCUCCAAUUAUCCAGUUGUUCUUAAGGAAGUUAAUGAGAAAUUUCUACAAGCUGGAAUUGGUAGAGUAAAAGCUAAUCUUCAAAGUCGAGUGAAGAAGGGGAAAAUGAGUCAAGAGAAGUUUGAAAAAACACUCUCCUUACUGAAAGGCGUUCUUGACUAUGAAAGCUUUAGAGAUGUGGACAUGGUCAUUGAGGCUGUUAUUGAGGACAUACAUUUGAAGCAGAAUAUAUUUGCUGAUCUUGAAAAGUAUUGUCCUCCACAUUGCAUACUAGCGAGUAACACAUCCACCAUUGACUUGAACUUAAUUGGAGAGAAAACUAAAUCACACAAUCGUAUCAUUGGUGCCCACUUUUUCAGUCCGGCCCAUGUAAUGCCACUUCUGGAAAUUGUUCGCACUCAAAAUACAUCUCCUCAAGCUAUUGUUGACUUGCUAGAUGUUGGGAAAAAGAUAAAGAAAACCCCCGUGGUUGUGGGUAAUUGCACUGGGUUUGCUGUCAACAGAAUGUUCUUUCCUUACACUCAAGCUGCUCUCUUGCUCGCUGAGCGGGGUACAGAUGUCUACAAAAUAGACAAAGCAAUUACAAAAUUUGGAAUGCCCAUGGGCCCUUUUAGAUUGUGCGACCUCGUUGGUUUUGGCGUUGCAGUUGCAACUGGAGGUCAAUAUGUGAUGAAUUUUCCGGAAAGGACAUAUAAAUCGAUGUUGAUACCACUCAUGCAAGAAGACAAAAGGGGAGGUGAAGCCACUCGUAGAGGAUUUUAUGUUUAUGAUGAAAGGCGCAAAGCCAACCCAGAUCCUGAAAUAAAGAAAUAUAUUGAGAAGGCAAGAGAGAUGUCUGGUGUUACCAUUGACCCAAAGUUGAUAAAACUUUCGGAUAAGGAUAUAGUGGAGAUGACAUUUUUGCCUGUGGUGAACGAAGCCUGUAGAGUACUUUCUGAAGGCAUUGCGACCAAAGCUGCUGAUUUGGACAUUGCUGCCGUCAUGGGCAUGGGUUUCCCACCUUAUAGGGGAGGGAUCUUGUUUUGGGCGGACACUCUCGGGUCCAAGUACAUUUACUCUAAGUUGAAUGAGUGGUCAAAGAUAUAUGGAGGUUUCUUUGAACCAUGCUCUUACCUAGCUGAACGAGCCGUUGUGGAUGCUCCUCUGAGUUUGAAAAAGGACAUGGCAAAGUCUCGCCUCUAAGAUCAGCCGUCGUUGGAGAUUGGGCCUCAUUCCAUCUUUGUGUGGGUUGAUGUGCUUUAUCUUUAAGUGAGCAAAUGUGGAAAUUAUAUAUGUGAACUUUAAAGAGGAAAAAUAAUACUCCGUCCUACACGCUGGAGAAAGAGGAACUAUAUUGUAAUGUUAGGUUCAGUAGCUGGUAAUAAUAAAUAUGAAAUGCUCGAAUAAUCCGAACUUGCCUGGAUGGGUUAACCCGCAAACUGGCACGCCGUUAAUGACUCCAGGCUAGAUUUGUGCUGGUCUGUUUAGUAAAACCCAUGAAAAAUUUUGACCAGUGCUGGACUGGGAUGGACAAACCUGGGUUUAGGUGGAGCUGCUGCUUGCACGAAGUCUGCUAGAUGAGACUUCUUUUAUACACAAAUGAGGAAAUCCUCGCUUUUUGGAGUGAAAACUAAAGUAACAACCAUGAAUUAAGGGGGUGUUUGGAUCUGAUUCUUAAAACUGCUUCUGCUCCUUCAUGAAGCAGAAUUAGAAUUUGGAGUGCUCUAGUUUGGGUGAAAGUGCAGAAUUACUUAUAGUGCUCUAAUUUACUCCUAGAAGCCGUUUUUAGAAGUUGGGGGAGACCAGUUUCUGAAAACUGAUUCUGAUUCUGCUUCUGUUUUAAAAGAGAAGCAGAGCCAUGAUGAAUUAUAUUCCAACACGGCUUUAUAGAUACCUUCCAUGAAUUUAUUCACCGUCCAUUUAUGCACUGUCCAUGAAUUUUCAUAAUUGCUUUACUCUAUAACAUACUUUGUAAAUAGUUGGUGAUAAUAAAUAUGAAAUGCUCCGAAUGAAUAGGGUCUA
This is a messenger RNA of Cuscuta europaea, 3146 nucleotides long. NCBI's taxonomy places the organism in Eukaryota, Viridiplantae, Streptophyta, Magnoliopsida, Solanales, Convolvulaceae. The record is from the annotation of a GenBank genome assembly.